Monomorium pharaonis (pharaoh ant) is the source of this 2356-nucleotide messenger RNA. Its product is annotated as ATP-binding cassette sub-family G member 4. The coding region runs from base 133 to 1980 and encodes 615 amino acids. The record is from RefSeq and is a predicted model, not a curated record. Gene Ontology annotation, cellular component: plasma membrane. Gene Ontology annotation, molecular function: ATP binding; ABC-type transporter activity; ATP hydrolysis activity. The transcript has 12 exons. Lineage: Eukaryota; Metazoa; Arthropoda; Insecta; Hymenoptera; Formicidae.
UCGAAGUCUAAGUUCGACAGUCUAAAUCGCUCCGCUCUACACCGUACGUCACGAUCUUCGCUUGCCUAAGCUAAGACUAGAAUAGAGACGUAUUUACGAGAAACAAGGGCCUUAAUUUAUAAUAGAAGAAAGAUGAUGGAAGCAAACAGAGAAAAUAACGCAACGAAGAUGGUGAACAAUGAAUGUAAGAUUCUUUUGCAAGAAUCGGAAAAAUUGCUGAAAUCUGAGAAUUUACAAAUGUGCAUUGAAUUUAGUGAUCUCUGUUAUUCAGUUCGCAACAGCAAAGGAGUAGAGAAAACAAUCUUACAUAAUGUAACGGGAUAUUUUCAACCAGGAAAGGUUACGAUGAUAAUUGGUCCUUCUGGCGCAGGAAAGACAACUCUACUGAAAAUUGUAUCAAACAAACAAUCAAUUGAUAUUAAAGGUACUAUCACGAUAAAUGGCAUUGAACGGAAUAGAGAGACAUUUCGCAAACAUGUAUGCUACGUGCCGCAACAAUUUGAUUUAUUGCCAUAUCUCACAGCGAGGGAAACACUCUACAUAGCAGCUCGACUAAAACUUGACGUUAAUCAGACCAAACAAGCGAUUCAUUCAGUUGUGACUGAUAUCGCGGAGAAUCUUAAUUUAUCAAAUUGUCUAGACACAUUAGCAUAUAAAUUAAGUGGUGGGGAACGGAAAAGGCUCUCUAUCGGGGUUGAAAUGGUGACUAAAACAACAGUUUUUUUAUUAGAUGAACCAAUAAGCGGUCUUGAUAGUGCUGCGUCUUAUCAGCUUAUUAGCAUAUUGCAUAAUAUGACAAAAACAAACUGUACAGUAGUUUGCUCGAUACAUCAGCCCAGUAGUCAUAUGAUGUCACUCAUGGAUAAUAUUAUGGUACUUAAUCAAGGCAAAUGCAUGUACUGCGGCCCAAAAAACGAGAUCUUAAACACGUACAACCUUGCCGGAUUUACGUGCCCUAGCUUCUACAAUAUAGCCGAAUUUGUGCUCGAGGUGAUAACCGAGCGAAGAGGUGGAGAUUUAGAAAAUUUAUACAAAAUCUGUCGUAAUGAAUACGAAAAGUUCAGACCACGCAAUAAACAUAAUAAAAAUGAUAAAUUUAAACCAGAUAAUACAAGCGUAUCUGCAAAUAACAUAAUACGAGAAAAGUCGAUGUGGCAACAGCAAAAGAUUUUGUUUCUACGAGCCUUAAUUUGCAUCAAGCGAGAUAAUAUUUUGACAAAACUAAGAUUUGCGACGCAUAUCAUAACUGCACUGCUAUUUGGACUAGUUUUCUAUAAUUUCGGCGAUAAUGCAGAAAAAGUGCACAGUAAUAUAGCUUGUUUAUUUAUAAAAGCAAUAUUUUUAUUCAUAAUAAAUGCUCUACUGACAGUGCAAACUAUUCCCACGGAAAUAACAGUAUUCCUACAAGAAUAUUUAAAUAAUUGGUAUUCUCUGAGAACUUACUACAGUGUAAAAAUAUUAACGGAUUUCCCAAUGCAAGUACUUUGCACCUCAUCUUUUUUGUUUAUAUCAUAUUACAUGACAGGGCAGCCAAUGGAAUAUAAUAGGAUUCUACAGAUGUGGAGCGUUUGUCUGUUAACUACGAUUCUUGCACAAGCAUUCGGGAUACUCUUAGGCAUAGUUUUUGCCACUGAAUUAGCUAUAUUUUUAAUAGCGGCAAUCAAUAUACCAUUAUUACUAUUCGCCGGAUUUUACGUGAAAAUAGAAGAAAUGUUGAUUUAUUUACAACCUUUAGGCUUUAUAAGCUAUUUCAGAUACUUAUUUGAAGGAAUGAUGCAGGCGCUCUAUCUUGAUCGGCCUAAUUUAUCGUGCCCGGAAAUGUAUUGUUACUUAAGCUCGCCAAAAAAGAUUCUCUCAAUAAUGGACGUCCCAACAGUGCCAUUUUACGUAAUUCUGAUAAUACUUGGUUCUUGGAUACUGUUAUUUCACGUAAUCAUCUAUGCAAUAUUAUAUUGGAAAAUUUAUUAUGCAAAAAAGUGAAGCUACCUCAGGAAAAUAUUCUGAAAAUAUCUUAAACAAAAAGUGACUUAUUAUGCAAAUUCUUAUAAUAAACAAAGUGUUAAGAAAAAUUGUAGAAUUAAGAAUGUAAGUUGCAUAUAUUGUUUUUUUACUUAAAUGUAUGAUAAAUAAUAAUAGCGUAAGGGGGUGAUUAAUAUUAUAUCAUAAAACAAAUUAAAUAUAAUGAUAAAAUAAAUUAAAAUAAUAAAUACAAGUGGAUAAUUAAUAUGUCGACUUGAUUAAGUUUACACACUUUAAUAGAUGUUUAUGUUACAAGUGAGGAAAAAUCGAUUAUUUUUAAUGUGAGGAGUGAAUGCGAGUGUAUUUAUCUGCACAAAUAAAAAAAUAAUCGAUCUGU